CAACGAGGACGCCACCAGAGCGUACAUUUCCUUCGUUUUAACGCUUUUAUUACGCUCUAAACGGCAACUUUUWUAAAUUUUCUGCACAGUUUAAUCAGCUAUCGUCUCUUGGAAAAGAACGAACUCACCAAAUAAAAUGCCUGGGAAAAAGGCCCAGCGAAAGACAGCUAACAAAGUAAAUCAGCCGGUAAGGAGCCAAGGUGUUCAGAUGGAAACAUGCCUUCAAUACCAAUUUUUGGACAUGGAUCAAAGAUUUAAUUUUCAGAGCAUUGGCGAUAUGAAAAAAUACCUUGAUAUCGCGAUGAACAUUGGAGAUGAAAAAAAGGAACAAUUUGCUUGUUUCUUUCUGCUUAGAAGUUACAGAGAUCUGAAUCAGCACUGUGAAUCACUUUCAUAUGGGAAAAGGUGUCUUAAACUAUGUGAGAAAAGCGGAGACAAAGCAAUUGAAAUGACAUCAUCUUUUAUAAUGGGUAAAAUAUAUUUUGAGGAAAAGAACUUUGACGAGGCGGUUGUUUAUGGUCAGCGAGGUCUCAAAUGUGCCAAAGACAUUGGUGAUACGAGAUAUCAAUCAAUGAUCUACCUACUUCUGCAAGAUUGUUUYCUUAGUUUGAAGAAAUACAAAGAAGCUAUCAGUGCCGGGCAAAGAUGCCUUGAGGUUUCUAAAGCUAUCGGAGAUACAUUUGGUGAAAGCUUCUCCUUGCAACUUUCUGGUGAAACAUACCGAUUACUUAAUCAAUCUGAAGAUGCUARCAAUUGCUUCAUAAAGGCCAGUGAUGCUGCAGAACAAUCUGAUAAUGCAAGUAGCAAAGCGGCAAUAAAUUUUGAUAUCGGAAAGUCGUUCUUCAAGAGCUGUGAAUAUGAUAAAGCAAUUGAAUACUUCAAAACAUCCAUCGAAAUUGCUGAAGAGAGUGGCUUUGAUACCACACACAWGCAUAUGGCUUUAGCCRAUAGUUACCUCGRAWUAGGUGAAMASSAUUUUGCUCUARCUCACGCCAUGAAAUGCCUYAAAUCAAGCAAAAGAAUCGAAGACAAGCACGCUGAGAUGGAUGCAUAURSAUUGCUUGGUWAUAUUCUUGAAUUGAUGGAKAGACAUGAAAAUGCUCUUUUGAAUAUMAACAAAGCAAUUGCRAUCAUGGAWGAAACAGGUUUGAAGSACCAUGAACAUGAGCUGUAUUUCCGACAAGGAAAAUUAAGCAAAGGCUUARMRAARUACRCUGAUGCAAUUGAGUCUUUUCAGAAGUGCGCCAACGUUGCACGGAAAACAGAAAACAAGCAAUUCGAAAAAGAUUGCUAUUUUGAGAUUGCAAAUUCAUAUGAGUUCAUUAAUCAGUUUGAUAGAGCUGUUGUGUAUGGAAGGAAGCUCAUGAGAAUCGCAAAAGAUUCUGGUGAUGUUGAUGAUGUACUUGAAGCACAUCUGUCAUUAGGAAUAGCACUACGGGAAUUGGAUCAGUACGAAGAUGCUCAUUCUCAUCUCCUCGCGGGAAAAAAGAUGUCUGAGUCGCACAAAAACAUCCACUAUGCUGAGRAAUUUCAAGAACWUUUGGACAUGUUCUCCAAACGCAUUGGUUUGAAGGAAGAAGCCAUCGACUAUAAAAAAGUCGCCAAUAACGUUUACGAAUCCAAGGAAUUCCAAUUCGCUUGCUGCGACCUUGAUAKGAAGCAYUUACAUGAAUACAACGAUUCCAUGAAACAGGGUGAUUACAAAGAAGCUAUUACCAAUCUGAAAAAACAUUUGAAAGAAUUUGACAACCAUUGGUACUACCACGGGAAUGCAAGAGUUCACUGCCUGCUAGAAAUCGCUCUUCUUCACAAUAAAGUCAAUCAAUAUGAGGAGGCUUUGAAGAGCUGUCAGGAAGGUCUUUCUAUUGCAAAWCAACUUGGAUCCAAGGAUCUCCAAGCAAGAUGCAAGUACAUAGAAGGARAGUUAUACUCACAUUUGGGGAAGAUAAGUAAAGCUAUCAAUUCUUACCAAGAAGCUAUCCRUUACUUUGACUUGAUGUUCGAWUCAUUUGAAGCAGAUAGCCAGGAAUUUAAGAUYUCACUUUUUGAAAUGCAUGCCAACUGCCAUUCAGCUUUAAUAGAUGCGCUCCUUUGCCGUAGGCACCUAAAGAAAGCGCUUAUGGCUUGUGAUCAUCGUCGUGCAAGAGCCCUUAAGGAUCUUCUUCGAAUGUAUAACAUGGACGUCAACAGUAAAMYCGUCCAGGAGGACAAACUGCWRUUCAGCGACAUCRAAGACCUUGUUUCAAGAGGUGCUUUUUCMAUACUGAGUUACACUUAUCAUGUACACUGUCCAAUGUGUGAGAAAGUGUACAAUUUUCUCAUUGAUAAGAAGAAGGAAUUGCAAUUCAUAAUAGUCUCGGGAAAGAAAAACAGUUGUGAAAGCAUUCAACAUCAUAUCGAUAGAGCUUUUCAAGAAAUUCAUCUAAUGAGACCAAACACCAGAUGCGAAAACAGGUCGACCAGCGCACAUUCUGAAGAAGCAGAGAGUAACGCUGAAGCUGGAUCAUCAAGCAUGAGCCAAGUGGACAACACCUUGGCGCCAUUGAAGGCCAAAACAAGGCAACCCCCAGGCAACACAAAUCUCUUAAAUGAGACUACAGAAGGUACACAUUGCAAUUGCAAAUUGACGGGCUUAAAGAUGUUGCACCAUUUGCUGAUAAGUCGACCCAUGUACUCAGACAAUGGUCGCAAAGCAAAACCAAGGACUAAACCUUGCCAACCUUCCCAGGAGGAACUGGUUAUAAUCCCCGAUGGUCCGCUAUAUAACGUACCAUUUGCUGYUCUUCAGGACCCCGACACUGGAGAGUACCUCUCAGAAACCAAGCGCAUCAGAAUAGCACCAUCGAUAGCUACAUUAAAACUCUUAAUGGAGCGUCCAGAYGAUUUUGAAUGCAAAACAGGUGCGCUUAUCAUAGGAGAUCCCGAAGUUGGAAAMGUUAUCURUGAUGGMAAAGAAARASAAUUCCSAACAUUGUWUYUGGCAUAUGCCGAGGCCUUGGAGAUUCAUCRKAUAYUUSGCGAUCAGAUYCUCUUGCGAAAAAACGCAACUAAAGCUGCUGUAUURRAGCGUCUCAAGGAAGGAGUGUCAGUUGUACACAUYGCUGCUCAUGGAGAUGCCACGAAGGCUACAAUCGCCCUUGCACCCUCACCUGAAGUAAGAGCAUCAAAGAUUCCUGAAGAAGAGGACUACAUGUUAACCAUGGCUGACGUCCAAAAGGCCAAAGUGCGAGCAAAGCUAGUAGUGCUGAGCUGUUGUCACAGUGGGCAAGGCGAGAUCAAAGCAGAGGGRAUGGUUGGCAUGUGUCGUGCAUUUCUGGCGUCAGGAGCCCGUGCUGUGGUAGCAUCCCAGUGGGCCAUAAAUGAUGAUGCUACUCUUGAGUUCAUGAAGGUGUUCUAUCGUAAUCURAAGGAAAAGAAGAGUGCAAGUUUGAGUCUUCAACUGGCGAUGAAGUUCAUGAGAAGAACCGAGCAGUACCACGAGCCCAAGUACUGGGCUCCAUUCUUCCUGAUGGGUGAUGAUGUAGUCAUUGACGUUAACUAGAGACGUUCAUUAUAGUAGCUAUUUUCAGACCUCAAGGUCUAAUAAACUUCCAUGUAGCAGUACCCCCCAUUAGUCCAAAAGUCUAUGUAAGUACUGCUGCAAWGGUAUGUUUCAGGAUGGACAUCUUCCAUCUCAAUGUAACUAUUUUUGUUGUKAUCAAAUUUGCAUUGUAUUCAUUGACAAAGUUAGUCUGCCUCCGCUACAACACCUAAUAUGAUAAUUAGCAUUAGCUCAUCACAAUAAGGAUAAUUUUACACCCAGUAAUAAAAAAAGGAAAAAAAAAUCACUUUAUAACACGAUGGCCUGCUUUAGCAGCCACCACCGUGUCCUAGCGUUGCGUGACGACACAGAGUUGGCUGCUUAAGGAAGCUAAUGACACGAGUGCUUCAUGGAGUUUUUGAAAAUGAGAAAACAUGUUACUUCGGACCAGUGCAUGAGCUAACCGAAAACUGUUUAGCUAUUUCGUAGAGUAAUUCCGUGUAAGAGCCUUUAUAGUUAGCAAUUUCCACCUUUACUUAUAAUUUCAUUGGCUGAAAAUGCUAUUAUUCAUGUUUCGUAAAAUGUUAGAAUCUUUUCGAGAUUUAAUAGAAUAAAUAUAAACUCAUUUAAUAGAAAAAAACAGCCAAGUGUAUAUUGAUAUAAAAUUGCUUUAUUGGUUUCAUUAAAUCAUUUAGUUAAAAAAUACAUUCGUAAUAUAUGGAUGUUUAUGAAAUGUUUUAUCUAAACCCUGUAUAAAAUCAAUGUAAAUAAUAAUAUUUCGAAAACUGAASAAAACUUGCCACGAAAUUUACACCGAUUUCCCGUAAUGACUUAUGAACAUUGUACCGUUGAUCCAGGGGGGUUCAACUGURCAAAGCUGGCAUUWGUUAAUGUUUUUCCCGGUAUUAACUAAAUAACUUACAAACUUUCUAGGAGGGAUCCUUACUUCCCUGAAUUAGCCACUGAAUGUUCGGUUUUCGUUGCAUAUUAGCAUGGAAAAAUAUUAAGAAUAUACUUCAAGUUUAGAAAAUGUAUUAAGUUAAAAUAUACUUUAAACUUUACAUGCAAUGAAUUAUCCAACCUUAAACGUACAAUUGAUUAUGGGAUACUAUAGUUGUUUUACGUCCAUACAAUGUGUCAUACAUUCUGAUAUAAAUUCAGUUAGUGAUUGUCUAUAAAUUGACAUACAAGCUUGAAUUUCAAUUUGUUAUAGUUUGGUAAAUAGUAUAAAUCGUGAGUAAUAAUC
Molecule: messenger RNA, 4766 nt
Organism: Exaiptasia diaphana
Lineage: Eukaryota; Metazoa; Cnidaria; Anthozoa; Actiniaria; Aiptasiidae
Product: tetratricopeptide repeat protein 28
Exons: 2
Coding region: 137-3541 (1134 amino acids)
Molecular function (GO): protein binding
Source: RefSeq, a predicted model, not a curated record